AUGCGCCGUUUGAAAGCAUUCUACAUCAUUUUCGAUAAAUUAACAAUCGAUCAGGCUGAUCGACGACCUGUGGUGAAAGCUAAGCUCGCCGUGGCAUGGCUGCUUAGUUUGGGGAAAAUUCUCUUUGCCACUCCAGCAUAUUCACUACCUCAGUACCCUGCACCCUUGGCCCUGCCGUCUCAGACGUCGGGCGGUAUUGCGACCGGUGAGAGGCGAUCAUAUCUCAGACUGUGUACUUACAACGCGAGAACAGUUUCCACAGACGCUGACCUGCGUGCCCUUCUCGGAGCUGCAGAGCGUAUCAAAUUUCACGUGAUUGCUCCGCGUGAGACCAAGUGCAGAAGGAGCGACGUACGACAGAUGAAUGACGGUACACUCAUCAUUCAUGGAGAGAAGGUUCCGUCGCGAAAUGUAGGCGGUGUUGGUUUUGUUGUGCACCCAUCUGUCGUCCAUCUCGUCGAUUCUCACGAGAUCCUGUCACCUCGUCUGGCCAUUCAAAAAUCAGUCAGUAUCAUCAACUGCUACUCACCAACAUCAACAGCUGAUGAAUCCGAAUUGGACACGUUUUACGAGGAGCUAGAGGAAGUAGCCCGCAACGAGAAGUCUUUAUACAAAUUCGUUGCCGGAGACUAA
Necator americanus (New World hookworm) is the source of this 633-nucleotide messenger RNA. RefSeq lists its product as uncharacterized. Lineage: Eukaryota; Metazoa; Nematoda; Chromadorea; Rhabditida; Ancylostomatidae. The transcript has 3 exons. The record is from RefSeq and is a predicted model, not a curated record. Bases 1 to 633 code for a protein of 210 amino acids.